AUGGUUCUGGUUCUUGUUCAUAGUGAAUGUGGAUGGUGCUGUGUUACGAAAAUGUAUGCUCCUGAUUUCCAAUCUUGCCCGAAAUGUGGUAUCGAAAUUGAGGAUACUAUGUUACUUUCCACUUUUCAACCAAAUCUAUAUGUCUCAACUGCUCUCAACUGCUGUUGUAUACUUCUGAAGCCAUCAUCAGAUACAUUUGAAAGAUACAAACUGGGAGAUAAUCUUCAUAUUGGAUUAUCAAAUUCUAAUGGUGUAGUAUUUUCUUAUACUAAACAAGGCCUAGUAGCAGAGUCAUUUUGGAAUGAUUGCCUCUGUAUAUAUAAGUUCAGUAAUAACGAAAUGUACGAUAUGCGGAUGAAAACUUUUAUCAAGAAAUAUCGCAAUCGCUUUACUCAUAAGGUUCAGUACGACCAUUACGAUGAGAAGAAUUGGAACUGUUACGAUUUUGUUGUCGAAUUCUUGCUCGAUGCUGGUAUACUAAAAUGGAGUACACAAAUAAAAGAUCAGUUUGUCGCUGAAUAUAUAUGCAAAGCGUUGCAAAAAAUACUUCGAUAUUAUAGUCUGCUGGAUAAAUUGUCACAAGGAAAAGCUAACUGCUUUGUACUGUCAUGA
Messenger RNA from Thelazia callipaeda (thelaziosis nematode), 612 nucleotides. NCBI's taxonomy places the organism in Eukaryota, Metazoa, Nematoda, Chromadorea, Rhabditida, Thelaziidae. The record is from the annotation of a GenBank genome assembly.